Messenger RNA from Stylonychia lemnae, 870 nucleotides. Lineage: Eukaryota; Ciliophora; Spirotrichea; Sporadotrichida; Oxytrichidae. The record is from the annotation of a GenBank genome assembly.
AUGGAAGGUGAAGGAGACAUGAACAAUAUGUCUAUAAACGGCUCCCCUGAUCGUUUAGGCGAUGACAAUGCCGGCUUGAAUUAUUCAUAGGAAAUGGAUGCUAAAGCUAAAUCUCUAGCAGAAGUUAAAAGACGCAGAAAAGAAAUUGAGAGAGAUGCAUAGUUACUAGCUAAUCGCAUUGCUUUGUUGAAACAAGAGGAAAUGAAAACAUGGAAAAAGAUUGAGGAGACUAAAAAGAGAACUGGAGAGAUCCAGAAUCUUAAAAAACGUAAUGAGGAAAAAGUUUAGAAGAAAGUUGUUGACUUGUAACUCAAUAUGGAAAACCAAAAGAUGAAUCAAUAGAAUAACUUUAUGAUUUAAAAGCAGAGGUAGGAUGAAAAGAGGAAAAUUCAAGAGGCGAUAUAUCUAUCAAAAUUAGAAGAAGUUAAGCAGACUAAAAUGAUUAAGCAGUAAAAUGAUCAAAAGAAGAGACAUAUUAACAUGAAGGUGGAACAAGAGAAUAAGAUGAAAAAUCAAAUGAUUCUUCAAUAAAAGAGACUAGCAUAAUUGAAAAUUGAAGACGAUAAGAGAAGAAGAGUUCAUUCAGUGAAGAGAGACGUAGAAAAGAGAGUAGAUGAUGAGGGAAGAGUAAAGCAAAUGAAAGAACAAGAGGUUAUGCAAAUGGAAAUGCUUGAGAUGGAACUUAUCAAAAAGUUACAGAACACCCAAGCUAUAUAAAAAGAAGCCUAUGCUGAGCUAGAGAAGGCACUUAGUUAACCUAAUAAAAUGAUUGGCUCCUAUUUGCUUAAGAAUGUCAUACCCAGUACAAAGGCAAGAGGAGGCGGUUAGGGAGAAAGCUCACCUAAUCAGAAUAAUAGUCAAAUUAUGUGA